Eleginops maclovinus (Patagonian blennie) is the source of this 2432-nucleotide messenger RNA. RefSeq names its product fibromodulin b (gene fmodb). The record is from RefSeq and is a predicted model, not a curated record. Gene Ontology annotation, molecular function: protein binding. Bases 392 to 1432 code for a protein of 346 amino acids. The transcript is spliced from 2 exons. NCBI's taxonomy places the organism in Eukaryota, Metazoa, Chordata, Actinopteri, Perciformes, Eleginopidae.
UACUGAGAUGGCUGGAGGUGAUAUAUUAUGGUAUAGGCUUUACAUGCAAGCUGAAAAAUGUAUGUCCUCUAAUGAGGGUGUGUGAUUUGACUGCUGCUAUGUAGAGAAGGGAGAUAGUUAGUCUUUAUGAACAACAUUUCACUCAGUCUGAGGAAAACACAGGCGGCGCAAGCAAGAAAGGAGACAUCCUCUCUGACCAACCAAGCGGUGGGUAUACUGAACUUACUGAUAAUUUAAAUAGUAGAGCAAAGAGAAGUGGAUCAAUAAGCAUAAUUCAGUAAUAGCUGCAAAACAUUCUCUAUUAUCAGUCAUUUGGUAAAUAGGUAAUAUCCUAAAGUUGACUUUGUAUCGAUUUGAAAUCUUUUUCUUCCUGCGUUUUCUCACAGUGAUCAUGCGGACAGUGGUGCUUCUCCUCGUUCUAGGAAUAGUGGAUCAAAGCAUCAGCCAGCAUUACAGCCAGUUCCAGUGGCUGUCCUAUCUGCGAGGCCGCCGGAGGCAUGCCACCUGGCAGGCCGUGGAUACCGACUGCCCACUGGAAUGCGACUGCCUCUCAACCUUCCCAACAGCUAUGUUCUGUCAAAACCGCAACCUUCAGCAUGUUCCAUAUGUCCCCUCACAUAUUAAGUAUGUCUACCUGCACCGGAACAAGAUCACAGGCAUCAAGGAUGGGGUGUUUGACAAUGCUACCAACUUGGUCUGGGUCGUGCUGUUUCAAAACCAACUAGACUCAGAUAAGAUUGGCAAAAAUGUUUUCAGCAAGCUCAAGCACCUGGACCGGCUCCUCUUGGAUCGCAAUGAGCUUACACGUGUGCCUCCCAACUUGCCCAACUCCAUCAGAGACCUGCGACUUGGUCAUAACAAGAUCUCAAAGAUCCCCUCCAAGUCAUUUGAGGGGAUGGCUAACCUCGCCACGCUUGAUCUCCAAGCAAAUGUCAUUGAGGAUGUUGGAGAUGUGUUAAAGGGACUAAAGACUCUGACCUUGCUGGAUAUGAAGAAAAACAAGCUUAGGAAAAUCCCAGACCACCUCCCUGAGAGGCUGCAGCAGCUCUACCUGGAUUUUAAUGAAAUAGAGAGAGUGCCCGCAGGCUUUCUCAACAUGAAUCCCAAACUUUUGUUUGUCCGCUUGGCUCAUAACAAGCUGACUGAUAAAGGACUUCCAUCCAGUGUCUUCAAUGUCAGCACGCUGGUUGAGCUUGACCUUUCUUUCAAUAAACUGGAGAAGAUCCCUGUUGUUAGCAGAAACCUGGAGAACUUUUAUGUACAAGCCAACAAGAUCAAAGAGUUCUCCCUGAGCAGUUUCUGCGAGACCACCGACAUGACAAACUUCUCCAGUCUGAGAAUGCUGCGCUUGGAUGCCAAUGAGAUCAGUGCCAAAGACAUUCCUGCCGAGGCUGCCUACUGUUUGCGGCACGUUGGCUUUAUUGAGGUUUAGCUCUUCCUGCACUCUCUGUGAUAUCUCUUAACUCAUCCGAUGUCUUGCUUUAUCUGUUAUCCCUCUCCAACCUCUCUUUGCCUGUCACUACAUUCAGCCUAGACGUUAAAAUUCCAGUCCAUCAACACAUAUUCAAGAAAAUGCAAUGUUAUGAAAGCUGUUUUUUCAAUAAUUAAACGAUUAAACAAUUCCAGUAUUAGUCAACGGGAAAUACCAGAGCUGUAUAAUCACCUAUCCAGAUGACAGGCAUAUGGAUCACAAGGACAACAUUUACAAAGGCCAGAUGACUGACAUCCUUUCUAUUAUCAGAUCCGGUAUUCUGGCAAAAAUAAUAGGACCAUCAUAAAUACCAAGGAGCUGAUGAUCACAGGUUCUGCUUUUUUACAGGAAAAGUAUAACCUGUAAAAAACAUCCUGUCAUCAGCUGGUGAUUCAGUUUGGACCUUUACCUCCACCAUGUGGCACAAGGUGAUAAAACUGCUGAUUAGGCGGCCAAGAUUAUCAUUAUUAAUAAUGUUAUUUGGCAAGGUCACAUAAACUAAUUAAAAUGACCAUGCCUUCUAUAGUAAACAGUUUGAGUCGGUGACAGUUUAUUGGAAACCUUUCCACUGUUCAUUGUAUUUUCAUUAUCAACAGUAAAAGUUUUAUAAUGAGGUGUUUAUGUCUACAGGUAGGGUGUGUUACUCCUAUAAUGAGCCUCUGAAUUAGCCAAUGAAAAUCAUGUAUGUUUUUCUAUAAUGGCUGCAUCCUAUGUCUGCAUUGUUGUUGGGUUAUUUAAGCUGUUGUGUUUUGGUUACUUUAACACUCGCUUUUCAAAAGACUUCUUUGGGUGUAACUUCUGAGACAAUGUGUACACUAGCUAAAGUCAGGAUUUAGAAUAUGAGAAUUGAUGCAAUUCAGUUUGCAACCACUUAGCAAGAAAGUGAUGUAUCAUACAUUAUUGUGAAAUUUAAUCUGAUCUUGGAAUGCACCACUUUAUACUUAUUAUUAAAUCUUAGUGA